CACCCUUUAUCUCCACGCUAUACCCAAACAGGAGCACCAAUACCAAGAUAAGAUAAAAUCACAUGAUUAUAAAUCACUCCUCCACCGCCUACCGCAUUUAGAACUUUCGCAUAUCCAUCUGAUAUCCAUCUUCCAUCAACCAGAUCCAAAGCACUCAAUACAGCCGAACCACCCCCAAACCCAGCAUUACGAGAACAUAUCAAACCCAACAAAACAAGAAAUGUCCGGCCAAACCCCCGCCUCAGUCUCCUCCGACACGUCCUUCCGCAAAACCUGGGACCGCACCGAAUACGCCAAAAAAGCAGCGGACGAAGAAAGCAAGCGCAAAGAAGAGUCCAAAGCGCGCUACGAAGCCAAACUCCUCGGCAAAAAAUGGCACGCGCCAGUCGACUACAGUUCGCUUGAGGCGACGACAUCGCGGAAACAGCGGUUAGAUGUUGCGUCGAUGGUGGGCAAGACGACGAUUGUGUCGUCCGGGUCGGCGGUGGGCAAGAAGGGUCGCGGAGCCGGAUUCUACUGCUCAGACUGUGAUCUUACGUUCAAGGAUAAUUUGCAGCUGGUGGAGCAUUUGAAUAGCAAGCAGCAUUUGAUUGCGACCGGGCAGAGUGGGGAGGUGACGAGGGCUACUGUUCAGGAUGUGAGGCAGCGGUUAAGGAUGCUGUCGCAUCAGAAGCGGGUGAGGGAGGAAGAGGAGCGGAGGGCUUGGCAGCUUGAUUUGGGGGCUAGGCUUAAGGAGAGGGAGGAGCAGGAGGCGAAGGAACGGGAGGAGAAAAGGAGGAAGAGGAAUGAGAAGCGGCGGAAGGGUGGAGAUGUGAAACAGGAAGAUGACAGUUGGGAGGGUCGAUUGGGAAUCAUUGCAUGAAGAAAGGCUUUUUUUUUGUUUCUGGGAUGUACUGGCUUAUACAUGGACGGGUGCUUUAUGAUCGAUAAAAGUUGCAGUAUACCCACGGCGUUUCUAAUUUGUACUUGGCAAUUUAUAGUUGACCAAUUAAUUGGAUCCAAAAUUAA
Molecule: messenger RNA, 1008 nt
Organism: Aspergillus alliaceus
Lineage: Eukaryota; Fungi; Ascomycota; Eurotiomycetes; Eurotiales; Aspergillaceae
Product: U4/U6-U5 snRNP complex subunit SNU23
Exons: 1
Coding region: 221-862 (213 amino acids)
Biological process (GO): mRNA splicing, via spliceosome
Cellular component (GO): spliceosomal complex; U4/U6 x U5 tri-snRNP complex
Molecular function (GO): nucleic acid binding; zinc ion binding
Source: RefSeq, a predicted model, not a curated record